AUGUCAGGGAACAAAUCAGUCACAAUCAUUGGAGCGGGCAUUUUCGGCCUCUCGUUGGCCGUAGCUCUUCGCGAUCGGGGCCAUGAGGUCACCGUUUUUGAACGAUACCACUAUGAUCAGAAUUCAUAUGAUGCAAACGACGAAGACAUCCAAGCUGCAUCGGUGGACCAUAACAAGAUCUUCCGAGCGUCAUACGGGAAGGAGCUUCAUUACCAGCGCCUUGCAAUGGAAAGUCGGAAGCUCUGGGUUUCCGAAGAUGAGAAACGUGGUUUCUCGCCACAAGCUUCUGAGUCCGGUGAGAAGAGACUCUUCGUCAAUAGUGGCAUGCUACGAGUUCAGCCAUCGGACCAUCUCGAAGCACUAGAGAAGGAGACGCUAGCGAAUUAUGAACGCGACGGUCUGAGGGAAACGCAAUUCGUCAGGAGUGACCCCGAAGACCAACGACGGGCAGAGAGCGAGGGAUGGGAAAAGAAGCUGCUCGAAUUCAGAAUCCCGCAUACUUCCCCUGCUGAAUCCUAUGAAGCUGUACUUGAUUCGACGGCUGGAUUUGUGAGAUGCAGUAAUGCUUGCACUUACUACCAGAAGCUAGCAGCAUCGAAAGGAGUCCAGUUCCACUUUGGGCCCGAGGAUGGCGCUGUUAAAUCGCUGGUGAAGUCACCGAGCAGUGUUGACUCUUCAAAGGAGAAGGUGACAGGUAUAGAGACAAAAAGCGGCGCGGUUUACAAUGCCGAUGUUGUUGUGGUUGCUGCCGGAUCUUUUUCGACACAAAUCUUGCCCGAUUUGAGCUACCAUCUCGAGUCCUCCGCUGGGAGUUUAGCCACUUUCAAGAUCGAUCCGAGCGACACCGAGCUCUGGGAGAAGUAUUCACCUGAGAAGUUUCCAGUCCUAACUUGGAAAAGUACUCCUCGGGACCCUACAGGCAAAGAUACCGGUAGCAUCUAUGUUCUGCCUCGUACCCCGGAGGGACUUGUGAAGAUCGGAUAUCGUGGGAUGAAGUUUACCAACUUCAGACCUGCACCCGACCGAACACCGUUCACGCAGGAUAAACAGUGGUCGGUGCCCCUCCCACCGAAAGAAUGUUUAUCCCUUCAAGAGCAAGCCGUCUAUUCAAUCAGGCAAUUUGUUUCUAUCUUCCUACCGGAGUUCGAGAGUGUUCCAUUCUACUCUACCAAGCUCUGCUGGUAUACCGAUUCAUUGGACAACUCCUUCGUGAUUGACUACUCCCCUGAUUACGCAGAAAAUUCGGUCUUUGUUUGUACCGGUGGCAGUGGCCAUGGGGCCAAAUUCCUCCCUAUCCUCGGUCAGCACGCGGCGGAUAUUUUGGAGAAACCGAGCGAGAGUACGUCGUACAUGCGCCCGUUUUGGCGAUGGCGGCCCGAUCUGCCUCGAAGAAAUGGUCUCGAAGAAGGACCGGAUGGACCGCGCAAUAUCUCUCAUCCUCGUGUCUAA
Molecule: messenger RNA, 1449 nt
Organism: Penicillium argentinense
Lineage: Eukaryota; Fungi; Ascomycota; Eurotiomycetes; Eurotiales; Aspergillaceae
Product: NAD(P)/FAD-dependent oxidoreductase
Exons: 8
Coding region: 1-1449 (482 amino acids)
Molecular function (GO): flavin adenine dinucleotide binding; sarcosine oxidase activity
Source: RefSeq, a predicted model, not a curated record